This is a messenger RNA of Closterium sp. Naga37s-1, 1209 nucleotides long. NCBI's taxonomy places the organism in Eukaryota, Viridiplantae, Streptophyta, Zygnematophyceae, Desmidiales, Closteriaceae. The record is from the annotation of a GenBank genome assembly.
AUGUUCCCUCCUCCCCAUCGCAUCAUUCCCUCUCCUCCACUCCCACCCUGCCCUACUCAUGGGGACGAGUGGUUUCCUUCUUGCUUCACCACUCACUCCUCUUCUGCUCUCCUCUCUCCCUCGGCACCACUCCCAACCAGAGCAACAUGCCCAAUUUCUGGAGACGGCGAGUGGUUCGUUGUCACAUCCGCCCGCGACCUCAACCAAUCCCCUUCCUCUCUCUUCUCUCACGCUUUCACCUUUCCCUCUCCUCCAAUCGCAGCCAAAGCAGCGUGCCCUAUUCCUGGUGAUGGCGAGUGGUUCUUUUUCACAUCCCGCGAUCUCAAGUACCCAUCAGGGUCCCGGUCCAACCGAGCCACAACUGCUGGGUACUGGAAGGCCACUGGAAAGGACAGGCCAGUGCACAUGCGGCUACCAGGCAGCACCGGUGGCAAUGAAGGGAAAGGGGAGCAGACAGUCAGAGCGGGAAUAAAAAAGACUCAUGUCUUCUACAUGGGGCGAGCGCCAGGAGGGGACAAGACCGACUGGGUCAUGCACGAGUACCGGCUGGCAGAGGAUUCGCCCGAAGCUGGACCGGCUGCUACAGCCGUGGCACGCGCUACAGCUGCAGCAAGCGAAUCAAACCCAGCAGCAGCUGCUACUCAUAGCACCGCACCUGGUGUGGGUGCAGCUGGUGGCACUGCCAUAGGCCGGACCGGCAGCAGAACAAACGAAGCGACACACCUAGCCACUGGUGCAGGUGGUGAUGUAGUUGGUGGAUUGGGCAGGAGCAGUAGCAGCAGCCCCAAAGCUAUCGGUCCAAAGACUGAACCCGGCAGUGAUCGAAGGAUCGGCAUGACGUCGUGGGUGGUUGUGCGGGUGCUCAAGCGAAGCUCCCUGACAGCGGAGGAGGAAGCGAUGGUGGCAAAGCAAGCUGUGGUAGCACAAGCGAUGGUGUCACGGCAUGAGAUGGUAGAGCAGCAGACGAUGGUGAUGCGGCAACUGUGUGGGGCUUCUUCACCAAAAGGAAAAUCAGAGAGGGACGAAGAGGCACCAGUGGCAGGGUACCCUGCGGGUUUAUCAGUGCAUGGCGUGCACUUUAGAGGUGUUUCACCCUCACUAGAUUCUCCCAGGAGUAACUUCCCAAAUUCCCUCAUUAGCAGCCUGUCCCCCAACUCCUCUUGCUGCGCAAUGCCCGUGGAUGUGCAGAGCCGCGUUGUGGCAAACUGA